Messenger RNA from Culex quinquefasciatus (southern house mosquito), 2791 nucleotides. Its product is annotated as zinc finger CCCH domain-containing protein 11A. Bases 299 to 748 code for a protein of 149 amino acids. The transcript has a single exon. NCBI's taxonomy places the organism in Eukaryota, Metazoa, Arthropoda, Insecta, Diptera, Culicidae. The record is from RefSeq and is a predicted model, not a curated record. Gene Ontology annotation, molecular function: metal ion binding.
UAUAAAGGAGAAAGUGGCACAUUCUCUGACAGGGAUCCAUUUUAUAUAGAGUGGACGGGCAAAGUAAUUUGUGUUAUUGUAUUACCACUUAAAUUUCGAGAAAAUUUCGAUAUUCGAGUGAAUUUGGCGUAACGCGUGACCGCACGUUCCGUUCCUUGGCCGCCGGGUAUUCCGCCGUCGUACGUCGUCGCAACCGUCGAUUCCUGCCGCCACCGCAGCAAAGUCAGCAAAAAUUGCUCUCCGACCGAGAACGAGACGACGACUUCCGCGGAAGACACCUGUGCAGAAGCAACCAUUUAUGGACUUGCCAAGAAAUUUGCAUGACUGCUACUUCUUCUACUACUCGACAUGUAAGAAGGGUUCAAACUGCGAGUAUCGCCAUGAACCGGCGGCACUCGGCCACGAGGAGACCUGCAAGAUGUGGCAGGAGGGCAAGUGCUACAACCGGACUUGCACGAUGCGCCACAUGAAGAUCGAGAAGCCCCGUUCGGCAACGCCUUGCUUCUGGGAAGACCAACCGGGAGGUUGUCGCAAGCCGCACUGUGUGUUCCAGCACAAGGUUCCGAAGCCGAGCGGUGGUCAACCGUCGCCACAUCCGGCCACCACGAGCAACAUGAUUCCGCAGGUACCGCAGGCGGCUUCAGGUGCCACGGCUACGACCGCCGCUACGACCCAUCUGCUGCAUACGACCUCCCCGGCCGUCGUCCUGGACUACAACUACGCGGCCCUGAUGCCACGCAUCAUCUAAAAGGACUGCCGCCACCAAAGCCGCCGCCGUCGCUGGUAAUCCGGUUGAUCCUGGCACCAACAUGUAAAACCAACAGGAUCAUCGUCGUUGCAUACAGUGCGGCGCUGAUGGCUUCUUCUCGCUCGCACCUCCGCGGCACCAUCUUGCAGAGACGACAACGACCUGUGGUGGAGUGAGCGAGAACGAACGACCGAAUCGAAUCGAACGAGAACGGAGAGUGAAAGGAAGAGCUGGCUGGUGGUGAGCAGACUAACACGAUCCCGUUGCGUCAGCAGUUAUAAUUUCUUUAAAGCUACCUACCUACUAACUCUACCACCACCUUUACGGCUUGCAGUUUUGCAUCGUUUCUUUGAGUUGUUGUUUUUCCUACUUUUUUUUUGGGUUUUAUUGUAUUUAUUUCGCAUUUGAGUUCAAUCCAAAUCACAGCGCUGAUUGACUCAGUUACUUAUUUCUCCCCCUUUGAAAAGCUCUCAUCCUUUUUUCUACGAUGGAUCCUUCUUGGAUGCUCGUUUUGCAAUCAAAAUCAACAUCUUAUUUAAAUUGCGCCUCUACUGAAUUAAUUAUUUAGCAAUUAGUUUGUUUUUGAAACACACACAUGAUUAUAAAUCAGUAAUGAAAAUGUAUCUACAAAACACGUAUAUUGUUAUGAAACUUAUGCAUUAUUAUCCUUAUUUAUAGUCUGCAACAAUAUAUUAUUGGAAAAAGGUUUUUGUUUUUCUUUCGUUCCCUGAUUUUGCACUUUAAAACAAAAAUUCAUUCAUAUUAACCUUAUUAGCUCUAGUGUAGAUCAAUGCUAAACUAGUAAAAAUAACCAACAUCAUGCUAACGAAAUGAAAAAAAAAAAAAAAUGUUCUCAAAUAGAAGUUUAAAAAGUCGCACUACUCAAACGCUUAGAAACAAAAUUGUGGCAACCAUCAAAGCGCGGCGGCACGUUUCUCAGAUUUGCACUUGUUGCGAAAUUUUCUGUUUGUUUGUUGGUUUGUCAGACGGGCUAGCAAGCCCUACAAUCCAAAACAACAGCAGGCAAAGCAUUCGGUUUUACAAAGUGGUGGUUCCUUAACAAAAAAAAAUAAUGAAAAUAAAAUAAACCAAAAACACUCAUCCUCUGGACAGCAAUAAGACUAAAAAUGCACAACCAACAAAACCAAAACCGCGAACACACGUGAACAUGCGACGUCAUCUCCAACAACAAUAGUGUCUCUCCUAAAUUAAACAAAAAAAUAGAAGCAAAGAAUGUUCGUGCUGCGACGAAAGUGCAUUCGUGAACACUAUAACCCGUAACCGUAUUCUAUAUAUGAAAUUAUAGCAAGAAUUAAAAAAGUAAUAAAUGUAAUACACACCAGUUAUCUGGCCGUUCUGAAGCUUUCCGAUAUAGUAUAAUAAUUUUCGUCAUAUUCUGCAUCGUAACAAAAGCAAAAAUCAGCAACAAAGAAGGAUGAGUAGAGUUAACUUAUAAUGUAUGCAACAGUGGGCGAAGUAAUGAUUCUUUGUGAAAUUGUACGUUAUCUCUUCUUAAAGUAGCUUUGGGUGAGUUUCCCCUUCUAAAAAAAGUGUAGCUAUUUAUUACGUUGAACACUGAUUGAAGAAAAAAAAAGAAAAUACUAAUACACAUACAUACACACACACUUUAGGAAAGAUUACGAGCCUCGAAGUUGGUUGCAGUUUGGCUCGGAAAGCGAAUAUUUUCAUGCAAAACCCAGUUAAACACAUUGACCGAAACAAAAUACACACUCACACAUUCUGCUGAAAUGUACGCAACUAUUGAGUAAAAGAGUGUAUGAUAUUUCUAAACAAUUGCUCUACACAGAUUUAAAAACAACAAAAAAAAAACAACAUGGAGCCACAAUAACCACACAAAAACAUGUUAGCUAAACGAAAUGAAAUCAUUAAACAAAUUCAGCAAACAACCGGAAUGGGCAAAACUAGGGAAUUUGCUACACAAAAUUAAAAAAUAAAUACCACAACUAUAACUGCAAAACAAAAAAAAACAAGUUUGGAAGUGUAAGUCUAAAAUUAUCAAUAAAGCAACAGAAAACAACACGA